This is a messenger RNA of Diprion similis, 3362 nucleotides long. Its product is annotated as E3 ubiquitin-protein ligase MARCHF8-like. Lineage: Eukaryota; Metazoa; Arthropoda; Insecta; Hymenoptera; Diprionidae. Gene Ontology annotation, biological process: antigen processing and presentation of peptide antigen via MHC class II; immune response; protein polyubiquitination. The transcript has 5 exons. The record is from RefSeq and is a predicted model, not a curated record. Gene Ontology annotation, cellular component: early endosome membrane; cytoplasm; late endosome membrane. Bases 1349 to 2308 code for a protein of 319 amino acids. Gene Ontology annotation, molecular function: ubiquitin protein ligase activity; zinc ion binding; MHC protein binding.
GGAAGGAUAGUGUUCGCACUUGCAGAGUGAACCUGCUUUGCUUAUCUUUUAAUCGUUGCUUGGAAAGUCCCUCUGUAAAUAAUGCGUGCAUGUAGCGGCAGUGCCGGUAUUUUGGCAUUGAAGUAAAAAAUUAAUCAUUUCAUUUAAAUGCGAGCGCUGAAGACUCGACGCGUAGAUGAUAUCUCUCCGGGGACCCGUGCAGUCAUCGACUCUUAUUCGUUGUGUCAAAUCUGUUUAGAGUCUGUGAUCUGUACGUAUGCAUGUACAAUACAUGCAUGCAAUACCUACGUAAUGUGUAAUGCAUAUGCGCGUACGCACAUCCCUGAAGUGAAUUUAAUAAAGCUGUAAAUAUCUUCAAAAUACCUAUCGUGAGAAAAUUAAUCAAAAAUAAAUAAAACAAAAUCAAAAUCAAAAUCAAAAUCUGAAACAUCUAUUAUUAGCUUACGCCUCGUCGUGUGUUGUUCAGUUUGUUUAAAGAACGCUUAAAAAUACAUUGUAUUGCUAACUGCUCGUCAGCGAUAUUUCACGUUUUUCCAAUAAAACGUCUGGUCAGAAGAAAUACAGAAAACAGAACACAGUAAACCAGUAAAUAGAAUGUUUUUUCGCCGUCACCUUGUUCGCGAACGGCCGUUUUGAUCGUAAAUACGCUUUUUAUAUAGUAAAUUUCAAUAUCGUGUACGAAUAAGUGUGUCAUGUUCAGAGCUUCGUGUGGUUAAUUAUCCAGGAUUUUGUAAUAAAUGCAAUAUAACUGUACUCCGCGGUCAACCAGUCGGCGGCACCAACCGAAGUAUCCGGGUUUCAAUUCUUCGCCGACGACUUACAGCGGAGCUUCAAGUGUGUGCCGAAAAUUGUGCUUCAAACUUCAAACUUGUAUACAUACUUGACCGAGUUCUCGAACGACUGUAUAAUUCCGAGAUAUUGAAUGUAUAAUAAAAAUCUGACAACUCGUUGUGAUUCGAAGAUCCGUCUUCAACGGCGAAACGUCGAACGUCGAACGUCGGAUGAUAAAUCUAUCCGCAUCGUAUAAUGCAGAGGCGGUAAAGCGUUAGAAAAAGAAGUGACAUAAAAUACCGAAACGUACGAUUCUCAGAGAGACGUUGCUGUUGAUAAAUCGAUAAAAAGGAAGGUUCGAUUCCAUCAACGGGUCAAGAGGCUGCAAUAAUUAAUAAUUUCGCGAGGAGCUGUCGGCCGUUGAAAGGUUAACAUUUUCAAAACACACGCAUUUUAACUUAAAAGACGAUGACGAUGACGAUGACGAAACUACAGUCAGGGACGAAACGAACGAUGAAACGUUCGACGUGAUUACCUUGUACUUAAAUCACCAUAAUACCAACAAUAAAUCACACUAAUGUUCGUCUGUGGUCGGAGCGCAAUGCCAGUGCAUCAAAUCAAUGUUUAUCCGCCUGAUUGGCAACCCCAACCUCCUCUAGGUCCGUCCAGCAACGUCAGUCCGGGAAGCGGGGAGCCUCCGCCGGAAUGGAUACCAAGGGAACCGGCGUAUGCAACAGCCGUCACAGUCAUACCUGAUCAUUCACACUCUUCGAUGAGUACCUUGUCUUCAAACAGUCAUGACAUUUGCAGAAUAUGCCACUGUGAAGGUGAGAUCGGCGCUCCUCUACUGGCACCAUGUUAUUGCAGUGGAAGUCUACGCUACGUUCACCAAGCUUGUCUUCAACAGUGGAUAAAGGCUUCAGACACACGCGCCUGUGAAUUAUGUAAAUUCACUUUUAUCAUGCAUGCCAAAACAAAACCAUUUUCAGAGUGGGAAAAACUUGAAAUGUCUGCACUGGAGGUGCGAAAAUUAUGGUGUGCCGUAGCUUUUAACGCAGUCGCAGCAUUAUGCAUUGCAUGGUCGCUGUACGUACUUGUGGAACGUUCCAUUGAGGAGGCACGCAGAGGGUCCAUGAAUUGGCCAUUCUGGACAAAAAUGAUCGUUGUUGUGAUUGGCUUCACAGGAGGCCUGGUGUUCAUGUAUAUCCAAUGUAAGGCAUACAUUAUGCUCUGCAAAAGAUGGCGGGCAUUCAACAGAGUAAUUUUCAUACAGAAUGCCCCAGAAAAAGUCGUGCUUCCACCGUCUCCUGCAGAUUCUCUCAGAGAUAUGACGAUGCACUUGAAAGAUCCAUCGGUCUCUAUGUCCGAGCAGAGUCAUACUUUGUUACCGCGCACCGACCCAGCUGGGGCGUCACAAACGAUGAAAUCAGAAUCCACGCCACCCCCCCAAAAGCAUGAAGCUCAACUUAAACUUUACGUAUUUGACAAGCUAUCUACAUCGGAAGACAAUUUGUAUAACAAAAGUGAUAAUUGCUAAAUAAGUGACAAUUUAUGAAUAUAUAUUUAAUCGGUACCUAAUUGUGACCCCAAGAAUAUAGUGAAAAGAACGAAUAUUCGAACGGAAACUAGAUUUGAACAGAUGAAAGGGCUGUGUUUAUUAAUUUGGUAGUUUUGAUAGUAUAAAAUGACAAAAUUAGUUAUGUAUUUAUUAUGAUUAUUAUUAUUAUUAUUAUUACUGUUGAAAAUACGAUACAGCGUUUUGUUGUUAAUUUUUUUAUAUAAUAUAAAAAUAUCAUGAACAAAGUUACCAUUUAAUACUGUUUAAUCUAUUCUACUUGCACAAUGGAUACGUAGGGUGCAAACUAAUGGCAAUUUUCUGAAGGAUAACGCGUCUGAGAAAAUUGUUACUUGUUAUUAACGUUCUUACAAGUUACACGUGUGUGCAUAUGCGUAUGUACUUGUGAUUUUUGUCAGUGCAUCUACCAUAUCGUCAUAUUAAUUAUUGUAAUCCUAAAAACCAUCGUUAAUCUUACUACUUGCAAGGAGAAUAUCAGACCUUUGAAUCACGGACUCUGCUGAAACUUCCAGGGAUUUUUCUUUGCCCAAAAUAUAGAGUUACCGACGGGUAGUUCCAGCUAUUGGGACUUCUUUCACUCAAUUUACAAUAAAUUAAAUUGUCGAAAAUUCGCAAUUUAUGCUUCACUAUAGCUCUAAAAUAAUAGUUUGUAUAUCGGUUUACACUUGGAUCUAUAAUAUCCUGUCAUUUAUUAUCAUAUUUCACUUAUCAAACUGCUAAUGCAAUUAAUUUGACUUGGAGUGAAGAGUCCUAAGUGAUGAAAUUACGUAUCACAGGCUUCUAUUUUGAGGCUGAACACACGACCCUCAAAGUUUGAACAGAAUUCAUGAUACAGAGGUCUGAUACUUUCCUCGUUAGUACACAUACUUUAUACUGUAUUCUUAGUCGGAAUUUGGUACUUCAGUACUUAGAUUGACAGCGGGGUGCUCCAAAGUUCGAAGCGGAGGUCUCGAACAAGUAUGUACAUAAUUAUUGUAUCUGUGAUGUUAAUAAAAAAACUUUAAGACAUUUCAAU